AUGGAAGGAGAGCUUUAUUCUGCUCUCAAGGAGGAAGAGGCCUCUGAAUCAGUUUCCAGUACAAACUUCAGUGGUGAAAUGCACUUCUAUGAGCUUGUAGAAGACACAAAAGAUGGGAUCUGGCUGGUACAGGUCAACGAAUGGUCCUUGAAGAUAAGGAAAGAAAUGAGAGUGAUUGAUAGACAGAUCAGAGAUAUCCAGAGGGAAGAGGAGAAGGUGAAGCGCUCCAUAAAAGAUGCUGCCAAGAAGGGUCAGAGGGAUGUGUGUGUCAUCUUGGCCAAGGAACUGAUCCGCUCGCGAAGGGCCGUAAGCAAACUCUAUGCAUCCAAAGCUCACAUGAACUCAGUUCUCAUGGGGAUGAAGAACCAGCUUGCUGUCCUGAGAGUAGCAGGUUCAUUGCAGAAGAGCACAGAAGUCAUGAAAGCUAUGCAAAAUCUAGUGAAAGUCCCUGAAAUCCAAGCAACAAUGAGGGAGUUGUCCAAAGAGAUGAUGAAGGCUGGUAUUAUAGAGGAAAUGCUGGAGGACACCUUUGAAAGCCUGGAGGAUCAGGAGGAAAUGGAAGAGGAAGCUGAGAUGGAAAUUGACAAAAUUCUUUUUGAAAUUACAGCUGGGGCCUUGGGUAAAGCACCUAGUAAAGUCCCAGAUGAUCUCCCAGAACCUGAGCCCAUGGGAGCAGCAGCUGCUGUGGAUGAGGAGGAGGACAUCGAAGCCAUGCAGUCGCGCCUGGCCACCCUGCGGAGCUAAGGGUGACACACCUGUACAGUUUGCCUUGCUCUUCUUUUUUGUUUUUUGCAAUGGGAUAUUCUGUCCUACCUUCCAAAUGCAAAACUUCGUAUGUCAGAGUAUUUUAUGUAAUAUAUAUAUA
Molecule: messenger RNA, 865 nt
Organism: Chaetura pelagica (chimney swift)
Lineage: Eukaryota; Metazoa; Chordata; Aves; Apodiformes; Apodidae
Product: charged multivesicular body protein 3
Exons: 6
Coding region: 1-744 (247 amino acids)
Biological process (GO): endosome transport via multivesicular body sorting pathway; late endosome to vacuole transport; protein transport
Cellular component (GO): ESCRT III complex; multivesicular body
Source: RefSeq, a predicted model, not a curated record